Messenger RNA from Zootermopsis nevadensis, 2000 nucleotides. Its product is annotated as non-selective voltage-gated ion channel VDAC2. Gene Ontology annotation, cellular component: mitochondrial outer membrane. NCBI's taxonomy places the organism in Eukaryota, Metazoa, Arthropoda, Insecta, Blattodea, Termopsidae. The record is from RefSeq and is a predicted model, not a curated record. Gene Ontology annotation, molecular function: voltage-gated monoatomic anion channel activity. Gene Ontology annotation, biological process: monoatomic anion transmembrane transport.
GUAAUGUGAGAGGACAGUAUGUCGGAUAAUAAAUGUGUGUUCUGUGUGCCAAAUAAACCCUACACCGGGAAAACUGUGGCCGUCUGUGUUUGUAAUGAAAACACAUUUUAAAGGGGUGACGAUUUUAAAAGCCUCUGCGAGUGCUGCAGAUUAUGUCAUCUCAUUUUUAAAUACGUUUUAAUAUUUUGUUUAUCAUCGCACGAGAUAAUGUCGCCGCCACCAUACAACGACUUGGGGAAAAAUGCCCGUGAUGUUUUCAACAAGGGUUAUCAUUUUGGGCUUCUAAAAUUGGAUUGCAAAACAAAAACUAAGUCUGGUGUUGAAUUUUCAUCAGGUGGUUCUUCAAACCAGGAUACUGGAAAGGUGUUUGGGUCAUUGGAGACUAAAUACAAAGUGUCUGAUUAUGGUCUUACUUUCUCAGAGAAGUGGAAUACAGAUAACACGCUGGCCACAGAAAUUUCUAUUCAGGAUUAUAUUGCUAAGGGACUGAAAUUAUCAUUUGACAGCUCAUUUGCACCCCAGACAGGAAGUAAGACAGGACGCAUCAAGACUGAAUUUAGGAAUGAUAUUACUGCCCUGAAUGUUGAUGUUGAUUUGGAUACAGCUGGUCCUAUCUUAUUAGCCUCUGCUGUGUUGGGCUACAACGGCUGGCUGGUUGGUUAUCAGUCACGAUUUGACUCUCAAAAAUCUAAGCUUACAAAAAGUAACUUUGCAUUGGGUUAUUCUUCUGGGGACUUCAUCCUUCAUACUAAUGUGAAUGAUGGUAAAGACUUUGGUGGAGCCAUCUACCAAAAAGUGAAUCCAAAGCUAGAUACUGCUAUUGAUUUAAAUUGGACUGCAGGAUCGAAUGAGACUAGAUUUGGAAUUGGCUGCAAAUAUGAUCUGGGCAGUGAUACUUCAGUCAGAGCCAAGGUCAACAAUUUGAGCCAAAUAGGUCUUGGAUACCAGCAAAAGCUUCGUGAAGGAGUCUCUUUAUAUUUGUCAGUGUUAAUUGAUGGCAAGAAUAUCAACCAAGGUGGCCAUAAGAUUGGUGCAGCCCUGGAACUGGAGGCUUAAUGCAUUUCAUACUGUGGUCUUUUGACUUAAAGAUGCUGUGAAGCUUGAAGAAAGUAAAGUAUUUAAACAUCAUGGCAAUUUGUUUUUAGAGGAACAAGUUUUUUAAGUUAUAGUCAUGGCUUUUUUGAACAUGUGGUGCAUUUAUUUUAAUUGAAUCAUCUGGCUUACUUUUCAAUGUGGAAAGGAAGGUUGAACAUGUAAUUCAGAGUAAUCAGACCACUGCUCAGUAAAUAAAUAUACUGCGUUCCAGUGAGUAGUAAUUGCUUCAGGGUGUGUUGUAUACAAACUUCUAUAUUUCAAAGAAAUAGGAAUCUUUUUGUUUUGUUUUUUUGGAGAACCAUCUGAUUAACUUUAAGGGAAGCUUGUAUAGAUGAACUGUUACUCUAAUGAUAUGCAUUAGAAAUAUUGAGUGGAAGAAGCUUUUGCAUGUAGAGAUUCUGUCAAACCACUAUUUUAAGCUUUGGUGGUAUAAUUGGUACCAUAUUUUCUUCAAUCUUCACAUCUUUGAACAAAACAAAUGAACAUCUUUGUGAAAUAAACACUUAUAAGAUGUGCAAUAGACCAAUAUUAGGAACAUCUGAUCUGUAAAGACCAUGGGGAGCUUUCCUUUUGUUACUCAUUUGUCAUGACCAGCAGUUAAUGUUGCCUCACGUUUUAGACCCAUUUGUUUUGCCUUGUAGAAGACAACCACCUUCCCUGAGGAAGACCUGAAUUUCCUCAGUAUUAGUGAACAUUAGUUUCUAUUAGGAACUGUAUCUGUACAGAUUGUAGACAAGUCAAUAAGGGAGACUUUGUCUUCAUAUGCUGUAUGAUCUGGAGUGACUACCAUGCUAACAAGAUGAGAAAGGAUGGUGCGUAAGUAGUAGAAGGUUGUAAGCGUGUAUGUUUCCAAUUGUUUUGUAUUUUUAAGUUUUGAUGAAUAAACAUCUCCCAUUGAUUCUGAA